AUGGGAUAUAUUGCGUUCCAAAAGGGUGGAUAUCGUCAUGCUGACUUCACACACAAAGAUUUGUACAACCACAUUGAUCGUUAUCGUAGAUCAAAAGUAAAAAAUGGGAAUGCCAAUGCGGCAAUAAAUUAUUUGAUUGGCAAGUUAAACAACGAUCCACUGUUCUUUGGAAAGUAUACUUUCACUAGUGACAAAGGGCUCGAGCAUAUUUUUUGGGCAGAUGGGCAAUCAAUUGUCGACUAUCACUGCUUUGGAGAUAUUGUUGCCUUUGAUUCAAUGUACAAGAAGAAUAAAUACAACAAACCUUUGGUCAUUUUCUCUGGAUGCAAUCAUCAUGGGCAGACUAUUAUCUUUGGCUCCGGCCUACUAUCCGACGAAACCACAGACACGUAUAAGUGGUUGUUGAAAACAUUUGUUGAAUCGACGGGUGAAAAAAGUCCUAAAGCAGUAAUAACUGAUAGAGACUUUGCCAUGCGAGAUGCAAUCAAGAAUGUUCUUCCUGAUGCGACCCAUCGGUUAUGCGGAUGGCAUCUUCAGAGAAAUGCAUGUGAAAAUAUAAAGAAUCUUAAUUUCCUACGGGAUUUUAAGGGUCUUAUAUACGACAACAACGACCGCAGAGAUUUUGAUCGGAAAUGGGCAGCCAUUUGGAUAAGCACAACCUUGUUGGGAGUACCUGGAUAG
This is a messenger RNA of Arachis stenosperma, 681 nucleotides long. Its product is annotated as protein FAR1-RELATED SEQUENCE 4-like. Lineage: Eukaryota; Viridiplantae; Streptophyta; Magnoliopsida; Fabales; Fabaceae. The record is from RefSeq and is a predicted model, not a curated record. The transcript has a single exon. The coding region runs from base 1 to 681 and encodes 226 amino acids.